Molecule: messenger RNA, 4618 nt
Organism: Salvelinus namaycush (lake trout)
Lineage: Eukaryota; Metazoa; Chordata; Actinopteri; Salmoniformes; Salmonidae
Product: pseudouridylate synthase 7 homolog
Biological process (GO): pseudouridine synthesis
Cellular component (GO): nucleus
Molecular function (GO): pseudouridine synthase activity; RNA binding
Source: RefSeq, a predicted model, not a curated record
AGCACACACACACACACACACACACAGUGUGUAGGAAAACUGGGGUACUUCGCUGUGCGUACUCUACUGAACAAGCAGCUCGUGUCCUAUGGCGGAUGCAGAGCCCAUGCUGGUCCCUGCCCCUGGGGGGGAGAAAAGGGCCUGCCCUGCCUUGGAGGAUGAGGUGGCCCACAGCACCAAGAGACUCAGAGUCCAGAAGGAUGAGAACAACGGAGGAGGACACUCUCACAAGCCAGCCCAGGAUGAGGCAGAAGAGCCAGAGGGGGAGGAGACAGAGCCAUUGGAAGAGGAGGAUGGAGAAGGGGCCGGGUUAGGUUCUGGAGAGGCUUUUGCAGAGAUGAUGAAGCAUGGGCUCACAGAGCUGGAUGUGGGGAUUCUGAAAUUUGUCAGUGAACACAAGGGCUUCUCUGGGAUUCUCAAGGAGAGGUACUCUGACUUUGUGGUACAUGAGGUCAACAAAGAAGGCAAGACAGUGCGGUUGGAUGAUCUCUCGGUUCCUGAGGAGGCUGAGGAAGCCAGUGUGGCAGAGCAGCCAGGGUCUGAGGUUUUCACAGAGGAGCAGAAACACGAACUUGAGCAGCUGCAGCUCUUCAAGAACAAAGAGGGCAACGUGUCCAUAGAGGUGGCGGAUGACACCAAAGAGAAACGGACCCUGGUCCACAAAGCUGUCAAGACCCUGUACCCUGGACUGGAGACCAAGACAGAGGAGCGGGAGGGAAAGAAGUUCAUCGUGGCCUACCACGCAGCCGGGCAGAAAGCACUCACAGCCCCCAGGAAACACUCCUGGCCUAAGAGCCGUGGGGCCUUCUGCCACUUUGUCCUUUACAAAGAGAACAAGGACACCAUGGAGGCCAUCAACGUGCUGUCCAAGUUCCUCAGGAUGAGGCCUAAUGUGUUCUCCUACAUGGGGACCAAGGACAAGAGAGCCAUCACUGUGCAGGAGAUUGCAGUUCUCAAGGUCAUAGUAGAAAAACUGUCUCACCUCAACAAGUGCCUCAAUAACUUCAAGCUGGGAAACUUCUGCUACAAGAAACACCCUCUGAAACUGGGGGAACUACAGGGAAAUCAUUUCACUGUGGUCAUCAGGAACAUCACCGGAACAGAUGACCAGGUCCAGCAGGCCAUGACCUCCCUCAGAGAGACGGGCUUUAUCAACUACUACGGCAUGCAGCGCUUUGGCACCACUGCCGUGCCCACACACCAGGUUGGCAAAGCCAUCCUGCAAGACAACUGGAAUGAAGUGAUAGAUCUGAUCCUGAAGCCUCGCCCUGGAGCGGAGAAAGGUUACCUGGUGAAGUGUCGUGAGGAGUGGGCCCAGUCCCAGGACCCAGAGGCAGCGCUUAAGAAGCUACCUGUGAAACGCUGUGUGGAGGGACAGCUGCUCCGAGGCCUCUCCAUGUACGGCAAGAAGAACAUCAUCACUGCAUUUUCCAUGAUCCCUCGUAACAACCGGCUGAUGUACAUCCACAGCUACCAGAGCUUUAUGUGGAACACCAUGGUCAGCAGACGCAUUGAGGCCUUCGCUGUGGAGGGAGACCUCGUGCUCAGAGGAGGCACUGCGUUCGUGCUGUCUGCAGCUGAGGCAGAGACCCACUCUAUUCAGGACGUGGUGAUGCCCCUACCAGGGUUUGAUGUCAUCUACCCCACUCACCACGUGGGUAAGGGCUACAGGGAGAUGCUGAGUGCAGAUACCCUGUGUCUUAUGUUGUCAAUGUCCAGGUUGAGGGACUACUCUCUGGCCGGGGCCUACCGACGCAUCCUCAUCAAACCCAGUGACGUCAGCUGGGAGGCGAUUAACUAUGAUGACCCUCGUAUCUCUCUGGUUCACACUGAUGUGGAGAAACUAGAGGACCAACCUCCUCCUGUCUUCAACAAAGAGGGGAAGUACAGGGCUUUGAGGAUGGAGUUCUCUCUGCCUCCCUCCACCUACGCCACCAUGGCCAUCAGAGAGGUGCUCAAGAUGGACACCAGCAUCAAGAACCAGACCCAGCUGAACACCACCUGGCUCAACUAACACAACACGGAACAAAAUUUAACUGAGCUGUAUCCAGCGAUGUCAAACGUUGCACAUAGAAAUUUUAUGAAUAGUGCUGACACGAUUCCCCUAUUCGAUAUGACGAUAAUAUCUGGUCUACACGAUACAUUUCUAUCUGAACUUUCUGUAUUGUUACUUUCUCCUCAAUAGGCCCUUGAACUGCAUAUAGGCCUAGACUACAGGGCUGUGUUUACAGGCUGCAGAGCAGUCCACACUGUAUGUGCGAGUAUCUGUAGACUGUGGGAGUGUGUUUGGUACUUUGCCAAGCCAAAAGUCAUUCCUCAAGGUGUGUCAUAGUGAUGAUGGAAAUCAUCAGAGCCACCCACACAACCAAGAGCAACAUCUCUGUUAUUAAUUUUUUUUAUCAGGAGGUUUUAAAGCGUUCCUGCACUGGUGGAGUUGAGAGAUAUGAUUUUGAAAUGAGUGACGUGCUGCCUAAGCACUUACAGGCGACGUCUAGGAGUUUCUCAGUAACCCAUGGGGGUGUUCUGAGGUAGGGCUGUAACGAUAAACCUAAAAUGAUUGAUACGGCCACUUUUGCAUGCAGCAUUUUGUUGAUACCAUUCACUACCAUAAUAGUAGCCUAUACUAGAGAAAUGAAAUGUGCUAAUAUGGGUAAUGGCUACUACAAACUAGUAGUAAUACAAAACAGUGGUGCACAUUACUGUUCUAAUCAUAGUGUUCUAUGUAUUGUUAUCGUAUCAAUUCAGGCAAUCUAUCGCAAUAUCUAUUCUCUGGAACUCUGGUAGAAAGAUUUCCUCUUUAAGGGACACCACCUCGACUCUGUCACUCACUUCCCCAAAGACGAAUAAAUAAACUUGAUGCCCCUGCUACUUCCCACAGUACUACAAUGAACUGUCCCUGAUUGUACAGAAUUGUCGUUUGCUUUUUUUAACUAAUAUGUUUAUUUAUUUUUAGAAACGAGCUCUCUUUUUUUAUAGUAACUAUUCAGCCCUAUAGUAACUAUUCAGCCCAAGAAGAUCAGUCCUAUGAAUUACAGUUCCAUCGUUAAACAGUGGGAGCAUCUACUGUCAUAAAACUAAUGUUGCUUGACUAAAACACUUUUAUUCAAUAGACAUUGACAUUUGUGUUGUGCUUUGGGGGCACUUAUUUCUGGUUGGUGGCAGUAAAGAUGCAUCUUGGCAAUGACAAAUCAGUUUUCUGUUUUGGGUUCCAGUCAGCACUGAGACAAUGCCCCGGUUGCUGCUGGUCAUGGCAGGUGCUGUGGAGCUUACCGUCUGGCAGGGUGGCUCUUGCCAGCUGGCUGUAGUUAUUGUAGUGAUUGCCUGCUAUCAGUGCCAUGGCUCCAAUCUGUGUUUGACUGGAUCCAGUCACCAGCCAGUUAACCUGGUAUACUGAGAAGGAUCUCAUGCAGUUUUACUUAAUUUUCUGUUAUGUCAUGCUCUGAAAACAAAUCUCGGUAACGGAGGACUUCAGAUUUGUUUAUAUAUUUGAAUCUGUGUUCGGGGAUAUGGAAGAAAAUCACACUAGCACAUUAUUUUCUAGCAGGACUGGUGUAACCUUGUCAGUGACCACCAUAUUUAGUUUUUUUACAUGGCCUAAGUAAGAUAUUAUACCAACUCAUACCACAAGGGAGAGAAGUUUUGACUGUUUUACUAUAUAUUUUUUAAAUUACCUCAACAUCUGCACGUCACAUUUUAUUAUUCAAUUUCAUUCUUAACAAAAUUCAAAAUGUGUAAAUGUCCACGUUCCUUGAUAUGAAAACCAAUCUAAACUGACCUGUGGUCAGGUGACACAAAUAUGUCUGCAAUAAAUACACGAUAAAUGUGUUCCUCUAAAUCCAAUAUAAAGUUGUAUUCCUCUGCAGUGUGUUUUACAGGUAUAGCUAUUUACAUUCCCUCAACUUUGCUUUAAAGUUGUGUUCCCGUCUUUCUGGCAUUGAAGUCCUUACUACUUUGUUGAAAGAUGUCUGGAACUGCUUUGAUUUAUGAGCAGAUGACCCGCUACAAACUCCUAUGUGAGUCUCCAUCCUUAUUGUACAUUGUUAUUCUAUGCACACUGCAGUAUGGAUAAGUCUACUUCUAACAGGUGAGAUGAAAUGGACUAUCUAUAAUUAUCUUUAUUGUCCCAAUUGAGAAAUGUGUAGUGCAGUCAGGGUAAAAACAAUAUAUAAAAAACAAGACUGAAACUGGCAGAGGCUAGCUAAGGUGUCAGCUAUCUCGGUCAACUGUAGAACAUCUACCACUGUGCCAAGCUGACAAUAGAGGCCACUCUCCAGCUGGUGGACAGUGUGAUGACUGGGGAAGUGAGGAACGGUAUGGCUCUGGUCAGGUGGGUUUGUAUUAUGAAGGGACAGAAUGUGGGGUGAGCUGUUGUAACUUUUCAAGGGAUAUGUUCUGUGUUGCACUGUGAUGUUAUGCCUUUCAUAGACUCCUGUUAUGUCUGCACCCUAACACAAGGCCAUUGUGUUCUGGAACUGUUGCUUGUAUAAAAUAACUUGAGUAAAUAAUAUGAUUGUGUUAUCACCUCCCACUAUAUAAGGGACAUGGAACCGUUUACUCCUGAGUUCUUCCCUGUGAAAUCAGAUCUCCCCUGCAGCUGCUUGAUUAAAGUUAUUAUACA